AUGGAAGCUUUACAAAGAUCUGCAGUUUCCUUCAGAAGACAAGGUUCAUCAGGAUUUGUUUGGGAUGAUAGGUUUCUACAAGAAGAAAUUAACAAAAUCAACAAGAAUAAUCAGAGUAAUAAUCAAGAACAAGAGAAAGACGAAAUCAAAGAGAUCAAUCGCGAUGAGCCUCCGCAGCUUGGGUCGAUUAAUACUGUGCAGAGAAGUCGUUCAACCGGCGGAGGUCGUGGUUUUCGUACUGGAAAAGUUUCGCCGGCGAUUGAGCCGCCGUCUCCGAGGAUCUCUGCGUGUGGAUUUUGUGGUGCUUUUGGGAAAGUAGGGGAGAAGACGAAACCGCCUAAGCAUCGAUCUAGGUAG
Molecule: messenger RNA, 357 nt
Organism: Lathyrus sativus (Indian pea)
Lineage: Eukaryota; Viridiplantae; Streptophyta; Magnoliopsida; Fabales; Fabaceae
Source: the annotation of a GenBank genome assembly